Molecule: messenger RNA, 1188 nt
Organism: Truncatella angustata
Lineage: Eukaryota; Fungi; Ascomycota; Sordariomycetes; Amphisphaeriales; Sporocadaceae
Product: glycogen synthase kinase-3
Exons: 6
Coding region: 1-1188 (395 amino acids)
Biological process (GO): protein phosphorylation; signal transduction
Cellular component (GO): cytoplasm
Molecular function (GO): protein serine/threonine kinase activity; protein serine/threonine/tyrosine kinase activity; ATP binding
Source: RefSeq, a predicted model, not a curated record
AUGAGCUCUUCACGGCCCAGCGCGGCCUUCAAUUCACUGAGGAUGGGAGAGAUUAUCCGCGAGAAGGUACAGGAUGGCAUUACUGGCGAAACAAGGGAUCUAUCCUAUACUCAAUGCAAAAUUGUGGGCAAUGGAUCCUUUGGUGUAGUCUUCCAGACCAAGCUCUCCCCAUCGGGUGAAGAUGCUGCAAUCAAGCGAGUGCUCCAGGAUAAAAGAUUCAAGAAUCGUGAGCUACAAAUCAUGCGCAUCGUUCGACACCCCAACAUUGUUCAGCUCAAGGCCUUCUACUACUCCAAUGGCGAGCGUAAGGAUGAGGUCUACCUGAAUCUGGUGCAAGAAUUUGUCCCUGAGACCGUGUACCGAGCCUCGCGCUUCUUUAACAAGAUGAAGACUACAAUGCCGAUCCUCGAGGUCAAGCUGUACAUCUACCAGCUCUUCCGAGCUCUAGCCUACAUCCACUCGCAAGGCAUCUGCCAUCGUGACAUUAAGCCGCAAAACCUGCUCCUGGAUCCCAACUCAGGCAUACUCAAGCUUUGCGAUUUCGGCAGUGCAAAGAUAUUGGUGGAGAACGAGCCCAAUGUCUCAUACAUUUGCUCGAGAUACUACCGUGCGCCAGAACUGAUUUUUGGUGCCACAAACUACACCACCAAGAUUGACGUCUGGUCCACGGGUUGUGUGAUGGCAGAGCUCAUGCUCGGCCAGCCGCUCUUCCCUGGAGAGUCGGGUAUUGACCAGUUGGUGGAAAUCAUCAAGGUUCUGGGAACUCCGACACGAGAGCAGAUCCGAACUAUGAAUCCGAACUACAUGGAGCACAAGUUCCCCCAGAUCAAGCCUCAUCCAUUCAGCAAGGUCUUCCGCAAGGCCGACGCCGACGCGCUUGAUCUCAUUGCCAAGUUGUUAGAGUACACCCCUACGCAGCGUCUUCGUGCCGUCGAUGCCAUGGUUCAUCCAUUCUUCGACGAGCUUCGAGAUCCCAACACCAAGUUCCCAGAUUCGCGCCAUUCCACUGGCGUUCUGAAAGAUCUGCCUCCCCUAUUCGACUUCACGAAGCACGAACUAUCUAUCGCCCCUUCGUUGAACUCCAAGUUGGUGCCAGCCCACGUCAAGCCCGAGCUGGCAUCGCGAGGCCUAGAUAUCGACAACUUGACGCCUCUUUCAAAGACUGAAAUGAUGGCCAGGUUGGACUGA